Helianthus annuus (common sunflower) is the source of this 1479-nucleotide messenger RNA. RefSeq names its product formin-like protein 18. NCBI's taxonomy places the organism in Eukaryota, Viridiplantae, Streptophyta, Magnoliopsida, Asterales, Asteraceae. The record is from RefSeq and is a predicted model, not a curated record. The transcript has 4 exons. Bases 1 to 1479 code for a protein of 492 amino acids.
AUGUACCCUGAAUCUUCAAUCAAGAUUCUUGACUUUCGGGAGGGAGAUAAAGAAAACAGGAUUGCAUCUGCUUUCGCAGACUAUGAUCAUAUUACCAUAAUGGACUAUCCUCGCCAUUAUGAAGGCUGUCCAUUGCUCUCAUUGGAGGUGAUCCACCAUUUUCUAAAAUCAACCGAAAAUUGGCUCUCGGUUGCGCAGCAAAACAUUCUUAUAAUGCACUCCGAACUUGGUGGUUGGCCGGUUUUGGCUUUCAUGGCGGCUGCACUUGCACUUUACAGAAAAUAUUUCACUGUUGAAACCAAGGCCUUGGAGAUUGUUUAUAAGAGGGCCCCUAAUGAUAUGUUAUCCAAUAUGUCACCAUUGAAUCCUAUACCUUCUCAAUUGAGGUACUUACAAUAUGUGUCAAGGAGGAAUGUUACUGACAUGGAGUGUCCUCCUGCUGAUAAGGCACUCACUUUGGAUUGUGUUAUAAUGAGAAUGAUUCCGGAUUUCGUUGGAAAAGGGGGUUGCUGCCCUGUGCUUAGGAUUUAUGGACGCGAUCCUUUGUUAAAUGUUGAUAAAACUCCCAAACUUCUGAUCUCAACGCCAAGGAGACGGAGACGAAAGAAUAUCUGGUACAACAAUCAGGCAGAAAGUGAAGUUGUUAACAUUUAUAUUAAUUGCCAUAUUCAAGGUGAUAUUGUGCUGGAGUGUAUUGGCUUAGAUGAUGACAUAAUGAAAGAAAAAAUCAUGUAUCGCACCAUGUUCAACACGUCAUUCAUUGAAUCAAACACGUUGAUACUUAAUCGCGAUGAAAUCGACGUACAUUGGGAUGCUAAGGAACAGUUUCAUAAAGAUUUCAGAGCUGAGCUUCUUUUCUCAGAAAUGGAGCCCUCAGCUUCUAUGGUUCCAGUAGAUUUGUCUUAUUUUGAGGAAAAAGGGCUCCCAGUGUUUGCUAAAGUUCAAGAUAUGCUUGGCAGUGGGGAUUGGCUUGUUCCUAAAAAUGAUGAUGCAUUAAAAAGGCUGCACCAGAUGCCUUUAUCUGAUGUUGUUAAUGAAAUGUUGAAAACAAGUUUUCAAAGAACCGAACCCAAAAACAUGCUUCAAACACUUACUAAAAGAAACAAUGAUCAGGAUAAGAAUAUCACUGUUGGGCCUAGAAGUAUUUCCCUUCCCAGACAAUUGCCAUCAUCAACACAAACAUCCGUAGAUGCUUCUAAGACUUCUCUAUCUCUUUCAUCAUCCAUGCUACCUCCUAUAAUCUUGCCACGUGAAACAGCAACUGCUUCAUCAAUGUCUCCUCCAGCGCCACCACCACCACCACCUGUGUUCAAUCUGAGAAAGAAACUAAAGCCUUUACAUUGGUCAAAGAUCAAUCAACCACCACAAGGAAGCAUGUGGUUUGAAUCACAAAAACAUGGUGAAACUUCAAGAGCAUUAGAGUUCGAUAUGUCGGAACUUGAGAAUCUCUUCUCAGCAUCCAGUCCAAAUUCAGAUUAG